AAAUUUCCAUAGAAACGGCGCGGUUUAUUUUCCCCCCUCCCCUAAAUCUCCAAUUUUACCCGAAAUCCUUUAUUUUUUCCCCAUUUGGUUUUCCCCAAUUUUGCCCGAAAUCCCUAAAAUUUUUUCUAUUCCUCUGCAUCAUCGUGCUGCAUCUCCGUCGAUAGUCUCUUUCAUUUCUUCAACUUAUUGUUUGUCCUAUUUCUCCUUUUGCUUCCAACCAAAAUGAAACUUAGUGACAGCAUUUCUAACUUCUUCUUCUUCUAGUUUUUCUUUUGAAGUCAUAAGAAAACCUAGCAAUAUCUUUCUGUACAUAUAGAAUUAUAUGGUUCAUUCCAUAGUUUAGCUCCUGUCUUUAGAACUUAGUUCUAAUAUAUCCUUCACACCAUUUUCUGUGAAUUUUGAUUGUCUCAGGUUAUUUUUUCUUAUUCAUGCUGAGAAGUUGGUCUCCGUUUAUUGCGGUGUUGGUUUGAUAGGAAAAAGCUCCUGAGCAGUUUAAGAUUGUUAUACUAAGAAUUCCUGUAUAUUUUACGGCCAAGAAGAAACAAGUAAUGUAGUUGAUUACAGUUAUCUCACUAUCUGUUCUUUUCAAUUUUGGAAAUUAGGAGAAGGUUGUGAAUCCAUUGUUUGAGAAGCGUCUAAAGCAAUUAGGUAUUGGAGGAGCUUUACCUCCAAAGAAGGAUCUGCACCAUUUUAUGAAGUGGCCUAAGGCUGUUUGCAUUCAAAGGAAAAAGAGGAUCCUUAAGCAGAGGUUGAAAGUCCCACCAGCACUGAACCAGUUUACAAAGACUCUUGAUAAAAACCUUGAGAACACCACAACUGGAACUGUAAACAUUGGGAGUGAAGACUGUGCAGAACUUGUUGAUAAUACUUCUCUUCAAUUCCAGCCUUUCAUUUCAUUAACGCGGGACUAUCUUGCUCAUCUUCUUUUCUGGUGCAUGCUGUUGGGGCACUACCUUAGAGGCCUUGAGUAUCGGUUGGAGCUAAUGGAGCUUCUGUUGUUGACAACCAGUCCCGGCAAUAAUAGUUGUGGUGAUGAGCAGGUUGUUUAGAAUUGCUCUCUGAUUCCAGUGCUACCAUCUAUAUAUAUGUGUGUAAAUCGACAUAUCGACUAACUUCUUUUACUGGAAGAGGUAAGAAUCGGACAAGAUUAGGCCCUUCACUCUCUUGCAGAUGGCGAAUUAUUUUUAUGUAUAAAAACGAUACAUUGUUUUGUGUUAGUGUCGAGUUUAGUGUUGGUAUGUUAAUGUUUUUUACCGAGAAAUGGAGAAACCUUGUUGAUAAUGCUCAUUAUUAGUUGCAUUAAGGUUUGCUUUGAACCAUCUUGAAUGUCAUUGUUGCAAGCCUAAACUAAUAAAAAGGUAGUUUAACUGUCGCUUUAUAUUAGCCCUUAAUUAUUUCUUUAA
Messenger RNA from Gossypium arboreum, 1403 nucleotides. RefSeq lists its product as uncharacterized. The transcript has 3 exons. Bases 693 to 1049 code for a protein of 118 amino acids. Lineage: Eukaryota; Viridiplantae; Streptophyta; Magnoliopsida; Malvales; Malvaceae. The record is from RefSeq and is a predicted model, not a curated record.